This is a messenger RNA of Punica granatum (pomegranate), 2664 nucleotides long. Lineage: Eukaryota; Viridiplantae; Streptophyta; Magnoliopsida; Myrtales; Lythraceae. The record is from RefSeq and is a predicted model, not a curated record.
GAAACUUCGCUGACUUCUUCGAGACAUUUUUGAAUUUCUCUUCUCCCUCUCUCUCUCUCUCUUUCUCUCUCUCUCUGCCUGCGAAAUCCCCAAAUCCCAAACUUCAGCAGACAGAGGCUUCAAGCUCUUCCAACCUCGACUUUGUCGGAGUCUCUCCCAUUUACCGGGAAAUUCCUCGCACCCUCAAACCCCAAGGUUCCUGAUUGCCUCGUUGACCCCAAGAAUUGGAGCUCUUUAGGGUUUUCCCCUUUCCCAAAUUGACCCCUUUUGGAACCGUUGUCAUGACGCCUCAGCUCCCGUAUCCUCAGUCCCAGCAGCAGCAUGACUAACUUCGGGGACGAGCCGAGCAGCAGCAGCGGGUUCCACUCGGUGCACGCCGAGCGGGACCCUGAAUCCAACUGGGCGGUCGAUCUUGACAGGCUUCUCGAAGAGUAUUUGGUGAAAGUCUGCUCCGGGGAGAUCCCGAGCGAGGACGAUGACCACCGGAUUCGUGUGAACUUUGCCGAAGCUGCUUUGCUGCUUCAGGGUUCGGUUCAGGUCUACAGCCGGAAGGUGGAGUAUCUUUAUUCGCUGGUUCUGCACGCGUUGGAGUUCAUUUCUCAGCAGCGGCAGCAGGACCAGGUAGAGGGUGCGUCAAUCCAGCCCGAAGAGGCUGGGCCCAGUGGGACUCGGAAUGAAGAUGAUGAUCCCUUCUGGUUGUCUGAUGAUAUACCAGUGGAUGCAAAAAACAGCUUGGACAGUUCAACUGAUAAGGAUAUUCCAUCAAAUCACCUUGUGAGGCCGCCUGCAAAUCUAGUUGUACUUGAAGGCGAUCGCCUAGAUGCUUCUGGCGAUUCUGGGGAAUUAGAGUCUUACUUGUUGGCCACCCACGAUCUGUUUGAGGAUUUUAUUCUGUUGGACUCGGGUGAUGCAGUGGCAGUGAAUGACUUCUUGAAAGAUGGCAAGGUACAAAAUGGAGGGCAGCGAGCCAGCUCAGCUCGGAAGACCUUUCAAUCUCCAAGAAGUCGGUCAGGAGCUGCUGGUUCGAGGUCAUCAGCAGGAAAGAGCCACGGAGUUGACAUGAACAAAUCCCCUGAUGCUGGCUUUAAUACUCAAGUGAAUAAUUUCGAUGCAGCACCUGAUCCUCCUGCUUUUGAUGAUUUUGCUAAUGGAGAGUUUAGUUUCAAUAUGGACAAUGGGUAUGCUGAACCUAGGGAUGAUUCAGAUGACGAUGACAAUCACGAUCCAUGGAAGCCUUUGAAUCCCCAUGAAUCUGGGAAUCUGAAGGUGAAACCCUACAAGAAAGUGAAAGGUAUUAGGAAGCCUAUGACUAGAUCCCCGAGAACAGUCUCCAUAAUGACACAAUUUCCUCUUGCGAGAACCGAUGGUCCUAUCAGUCCAGAAUUUAAUGAUAUGUGGGAGAAAAUACGUGCUGCACGUCAAAAGCAGCAUGAGACGGGUUCGCUGCCGCUAUAUGAAAAGCUUCGACAAUCACUUAUCAAUGGAGGAUGUGAAGUUCCUUUUGGUAGUUCUGAUGAUGCUGAUGAAGACCAUGGGGAUGAUGGUGGCUUUGCUGAUUUUGGGGGACCGGAUACAAACAUGCCAGAAGGCACUUAUAUGGAUGAGGAUUCUCCCUUUGACAAUGACGAUGCUGCGCCCUUGGACAAUGAUGGUGCUGGUGGAAAUGAAGAUCCGCUGUCUAAAACUAGUUUGGAAGACCUUUGUCGCUCUCACCUAGAUGCUCUUCUCGCUAGCAUAGCUGAGACAGAGAAACAGACUGAAUUGGCUGCACGUGUCUCUACAUGGAAACAAAAAAUUGAGCAGAACUUGGAAGAGCAAGAUUCUCACCCGCCAUUUGACAUCCAUGAAUAUGGUGAAAGAAUCAUCUCGAAACUUUCCCCUGAAGCAGACCAAGGAGAUGCCAUGUCCUUCGCCGAUAUUGUCCGAGGACAAGAGAAGCAUGAUGUAGCUCGAUCCUUUUCUGCGCUUCUCCAAUUGGUGAAUAAUGGAGAUGUUGAUUUGGACAAAGGCAAAACUGGAGCUUCUUCAGUGUGUUUUACUGCUGUAAAUCCUUUCUAUGUCCGCCUCUGCAGUAAUACGAGGCCAGGGGAAGCACAGGUCCAGUCUGGAAAGAAGAGAGUGACAUCACCGAUUCGGAGAGUUCACAAGAAAGCCCAAAUUAAUGGGCCCAUUGAAGAGGAACCUGCAGCUAGUCUUCGCUCGAAAUGCAGACCGAGAGAGUUACCAUCACAACCAAAGUUCACUCUUAAGGUCGGAAAGGGAGGAGGCGUCCGGUGCACUCCUGAAGGCAAGAAGAGACGAAAGUCACGGUUCGUGGAGCCAGUCAAUUUGCACUCUGCUAGCUGAUGAUACAACUGAUUCUCAGAAUCAGAACCGAUUAGGACAGGAAAAUUCUUUUCCCAUUUGUAGUUCGAGAUCUCUAACGGGGCGGGAGUUGCGAUAUGUAUUCCUUGUUUAUUUGUUAGCUUUGGUAGGUCAUAUGUGGGAAUGUAGCAUUAUUUGUAGUCGUCAGCCUAGAACUGCUGUAGAUCCCUACUGUGAUGUGUAAAGUGCAAGAAUUUGUAAAGUUUCCACUUCUUAACUGCUUCCAGCACUGUAAUAAUAUAUGUAUUCUACACUUAGAAUACGUGACUUAAAGCCUUUUAAGGAGACAAUGUUAACAUC